AUGGAUCCUCGUUUCAACAAUUUCAAAUUCAACCAAACCCCCAACUCAAUCGACACAGAAGAUCACACUUUCGGAUUCAUAGACGAUCUUUUUCUUCUUCCACCACCUGAUCCAACCAACACUUCAAUCUCCGCCAUAACCACCGCAGAAGAAGAUUCACCUCUGGAUGACACCGAAUUCUCUGCUACUGUUCUGCGUUACAUAAACCAAAUGCUCAUGGAAGAAGACAUGGAGAAGAAACCAUGUAUGUUUCAUGAUCCAUUGGCUCUACAAGCUGCUGAGAAAUCCUUCUAUGAAGUCAUUGGUGAGACAUACCCUUCUUCUUCUUCUUCUGCUUCUAUUCGAAAUCUUCACAAUGUGGAGAGUCCUGAUUGUGGUACCACCACUAGUACUAGUGGUACUAGUAGUAGUUCUGUUGAGUUUGAAUCGCAUUGGAGGAAUUUUGAUGCUGCUGAGUACAAGCCUUCCAUAUUGCGAACCAGUUUUCCUUCUGAUUUUGUUUUUCAAGCUAGUUCUAUGGAUGGAUUUCCUGAUGAUAAAUUGCUGAGUAAGAGUGAGUCUGUAUUGCAAUUUGAGAGGGGUGUGGAGGAAGCUAAUAAGUUUCUUCCUAAAGUGAAUCCCUUGGUUAUUGACUUGGGCAAGAAGAACCCUUUUAUUCAUUCGUUUAGGACGGUUCCGGAGGAGGUGGUAGUUAAGACAGAGAGUAAUGAAGGGGAACAUUUUUCUGCUGAGGCGAGGGGGAGGAAGAAUCACGAGCGGGGAGAUGAAACGGAUUUACAAGACGAGAGAAGUAAUAAGCAGUCAGCUGUUUACAUUGAUGACAGUGAGCUAUCGGAGUUAUUUGAUAAGGUGCUGCUGGGCACAGGGUGCGGGAAGGAGGGAGCUAGUAAGGAAGCGAAGGCUAAUGGACUAGACACGAGUUUGCAGCAGAAAGAAGAAGCAAAUAAUUCUGGUGGUGGAAAGGGUCGUGGUAAGAAACAAGGUAAUAAGAAAGGUGUUGUGGAUCUGAGAACAAUGUUGAUUAUGUGUGCACAAUCGGUUUCUUCUGAUGAUCGUGUGACUGCUAAGGAGUUGUUAAAGCAGAUAAGGCAACAUUCUUCUCCACUUGGUGAUGGAUCUCAGAGGCUGGCUCAUUGCUUUGCAAAUGCCCUCGAGGCUCGCUUGUCUGGCACAGGCACUCAGAUUUAUACUGCUUCAUACUCCAAAAGAAACUCUUCCGCUGACAUGGUGAAAGCUUACCAAAUGUUUAUUUCAGCCUGUCCAUUCAAGAAGCUUGCAAUCAUUUUUGCAAACCAUACAAUUUUGAAUCUAGCCAAGGAAGUUGAGACUCUUCACAUUGUAGAUUUUGGCAUCCGUUACGGCUUCCAAUGGCCUGCCCUUAUUUAUCGUCUAUCAAAACGGCCUGGUGGGCCUCCUAAGCUGCGCUUGACAGGGAUAGAGCUUCCUCAACCUGGUUUCAGGCCUGCAGAGAGAGUUCAGGAGACAGGGCUUCGUCUCGCAAGGUAUUGUGAACGUUUUAAUGUUCCAUUUGAGUUCAAUGCUAUUGCACAAAAAUGGGAAACCAUCAAAAUUGAGGACUUGAAGAUACAGAAAAAUGAACUUCUCGUUGCGAAUUGUAUAUGUCGGUUUAAACAUCUACUUGAUGAGACCGUUGUGCUGAAUAGUCCCAGGGAUACUGUUUUAAAAUUAAUUAGGAACUCAAAACCCAAUAUCUUUAUACAUACUACUGUCAAUGGGAGCUAUAAUGCUCCGUUCUUCGUGACACGGUUCAAGGAGGCUCUUUUCCAUUACUCUACAAUGUUUGAUGUGCUUGACAUCAAUGUUGCUAGUGAAGAUCCAAUGAGGUUGAUGUAUGAGAAAGAGUUCUAUGGGCGGGAGGUAAUGAAUACUAUAGCUUGUGAAGGUUCUGAGAGGGUCGAGAGGCCAGAGAUAUACAAGCAAUGGCAGGUUCGGAACAUAAGGGCUGGAUUUAGGCAACUGCCUUUGGAUAAACAACUCAUCAACAAGUUAAGAUGCAAGUUGAAAGAUGUGUACCAUAGUGAUUUCAUGCUUGUUGAAGAUGGAAACAGCAUGCUGCAAGGUUGGAAGGGCCGAAUAGUUUAUGCUUCCUCCUGUUGGGUGCCUGCAUAG
Molecule: messenger RNA, 2130 nt
Organism: Vicia faba (fava bean)
Lineage: Eukaryota; Viridiplantae; Streptophyta; Magnoliopsida; Fabales; Fabaceae
Source: the annotation of a GenBank genome assembly